CGUGAUGAAUGAUUGAUCGAUCCCUCCAUUCAUUCGCCGAUAACCGAGAUUGAGGACGGCGAGUGUCUCAAAAAAACCUCAGUUAAGAGAAUAGACUGAGAUCAACAGACUUUGACAACGAUUUUUCCACUAUCAGGGUUCAAAGAAAGUGAGAGGUAAUGCUUGGGUGGAUAAGGGCGCUUCCAUUAUCCUUUCUAGUGUCGUGUUCAACUAAAACCGGGAAAUACUUUCGACUGCCGACAUCGCGAUCAUAUCCGAUUUGUUUCGAUUGGAGGAAAUCACAAAUAUCGACCGGGACCAAUGCAAUGAAUAUCAACAUGGAUGAUAUGAUGUCAGGUUCAGCAGCACAUUGCGAGGACGGAAAGCCACUAACUAGGACAACUUCGUGGCAAAAGGACUUAAACUCGACAACCGCCGAGGUUACCUUUCACGUUGUAGGUGAUGCAUACGUUGACUUCUUUUCGUUUUUAGACGGAGAAUGGCCCGAAUCAGGGGGAGAUUCCCGUUUGGGAGAACCCGUCAAGUGUUAUGCUGGCGGUUCUUCCGUGAAUACCGCAACCCAUCUGAAAGCCCUGAUUCGAAACUUCACGGACGAACCGAAACCACCGGUCGUUCUCCACACCGUAUUGAAUCCCGACGACCAAUACGGGCAGAUACUGAUGGACCACGCGAAAAGCCACGAAAUCCCUAUCGAUAAUCGUAGGAGGGAGGGUGAUGCUUCUACGACAGGUCAUUGUAUAGCAAUCGUUUCUGGUGGGGAACGAUCGUUCAUGACACACCAGGGGGUCGUCGGAAAUUUCUCUGCAGACGACCUUGAUGUAGAGGAAAUAGGAUCGACUCCUACGCAUCUCCAUCUUCACAUCGCCGGGUACUACAAUAUUCCUGGAUUCUGGAACGGUAAGCUGAAACAAAAGUUAGAGGCGGUCCGAAACAUGAGAAAGAGGAUGUUCCCCGACAAGAAUACAACAAUUUCACUCGUUACCCAGCACGAUGCGACGAAAGAAUGGGAUGGUGGCCUUAGCGACCUUUUUCCCCUCCUUGACUUCGUCCUCAUGAACGAUCUGGAGGCGAGAAGUAUCAUCCGUUGUGCAAAAGGCGGAAAGAGGAUAGGUUACGAGCACGAGCACCUGGAAUGGGCGGAUUACUUUGGUGGGCUCGAUCGAAGCAGCAAGACAAUAAUUACCAGGGGAGAAAAAGGUUCGGUUGCGCUACAGCACAAAAGGAUUCUCAGCAAACAAAAACCGAUCGUUAUGAAUUCCAUCGACCCCACCGGAGCGGGGGAUUCCUUCACCGCCGGCUUUCUGUUUGGCCUCUGGUCGUGGAAACUGGGGAGACGAGAAGAAACGACGGAAACAAAACCGGGCGAACGAGAGGGAAUGGAUGGUAUGAAUGGCGGAGACGGUGCGUGGCCUACGGAGGCCAUCGAAGAAGGGAUGAGAUGGGGCGUCAGCCUCGCAAGUGCCGCCGUUAUGAUUCGCGGAGCUAGCGUCCCUCCCGAUGGCAGCGAGAUCCAGAAGAUUCUGGAACAGGCGAAAGAACCAGAAUACCCCGUCUUUGACAACGGGUAUUCUCAGCUGAGCUCGUGCUAUUAAACAAAGGUGUUCCUCUAGAGAUUCGAACUUGCUGUGGAUUCCGACAGAAUCAACAAUUUUAAAUACUAGUGUACGCUCCGAACAGGGAAGAUGAUCCGUAGUAAUACUUCUUGUCACACUUGCUGCAAUAUGAAGAGUCCAAAUAUAGAAGUACCUUUCAUCACUACCACUACCGCCACCACCACAUAGCAUAACAUAACAACUGAAUACGGAAACGACUGGAUGGCUUCAAGAUCUUUCCGCUGAGGUACAAAUGUAAGAAGAAUGCGUAGUCCCAACCCCGCUUUUCUCAUCAUUCUUCAAUAAGAACAGUCACGGUGUCAACAAUGUAUCAAGCCAUUCAGUCAUUCCUGCAGCACUUUCAAAAGGAAGUGCAAGUAGCUACUCUGCACACUGUACUAAGUACUAACACUAUUGCAGAGAGUUCUGUAAUGUGCACGAGGGCACAGAACUUUAAUUUGAGGUCUUAAACUCUGAACUUCGAAGCAAGAAUUAUUCUACCGGUAGGACUCAAUCAUUGAGACCGUUUUCAAGAGUCUGCCUACUCCCUAUUGGAUGGUAGGAGUGAAGAAGAACAAGUACCUAUGAGUAGUAAGAACUACCUCCAUUCCUAAAUAAUGGUCCAGUUUGCAC
Molecule: messenger RNA, 2225 nt
Organism: Pseudo-nitzschia multistriata
Lineage: Eukaryota; Bacillariophyta; Bacillariophyceae; Bacillariales; Bacillariaceae
Source: the annotation of a GenBank genome assembly